AUGGAAUGCUUCACCCCGAUAGGUGGCUUUCAGCUGCCAAUUCAGCGCCGACUCAGCCGUCUCUAUAAUGAUACCAAGAAAUCCAGUGAUUUUGUCAGGGAGCCCAUUCAAAACGACGAAAGACCGGAAAUGAAAUCGUUGCAUCGCAAGCUUCGCAUCCAAAAGGAUCGCCUGGUGAGCUGGGGGCUGGAGUGGUCGGACCCAAAUCAGUCAGCUGAAAUAGACGAGUCUCUUUCCAAGGCUGGACUGAGCGAGGUGGUUGGCAGUAUAAUGUCGACCAUUAAGGACAUCUUGGCUGAAGCGGAACCGCUGUGGCAGAGCUCCAAGCAUGUCACAAGCCGGCCAUCCCCUCAUCGCAAAGUACCCAUCGUCCAGUGGGAUAGCGCUCGCUUUGAGGAUCUUGUGCGAGACCUGACUGCGUCGAUUGACACCUUGUACGAUUUGUCCCGGACCAGAUCAUCCGACUAUUUUCCCAGGAGGAUGUCGAAAACGACAUACAAGUCGCAAAGCACGGAUGAAUCCCGGCCAUUCGAGUCGAGUCGUAGGCAGACACCGCAGCAGAUCAACCCAGAGAACCUCACUCAUCUUCGAUCAAAGCAACAAGACGAUGCCGCCAUUCCCCUGAGAGAGGUAGUUUUCAUGAGCAAGACUGCUUACUCGGAGCUUACUCAAGGGUCAACGACCAGGGAACCUUGGGCCCCCCUUCUUCUUGAAUAUGCUACAUUUGACUCUAUUUACUCGGUAACCGGAGUCAUGCCUCCCAUGUCGAGGUUUGAGAAACUCUCUUCCGCCCUUCAGCAGGAACCCCAGAGGGCCCCCGGGACUUGGACGGGGCUGCCUCGCCUUUUGGGCUAUUUUGAGGAUAUCGACAAUUCCAGAAUAGGUCUUGUUUACAGGUUUCCCGCUUCUUUCAACCAUGGUCCGGUCGAGCGACUGACUCAGCAUUCUUUGUACAGCAUGCCAACAUUGCGCGAUUUGCUUACCUGUCAAGAGGAGCCACCACUGGAAGCAAAGUUCAGAAUGGCUUAUAAUUUGACUAAUACUAUUUUUGACAUGCACGCAAGGGGCGUCACUCAUGGAAAUCUAACAGAUUCAAACAUAUCAUUUGGCGAGGAAUCCAUACAGGCAUUUGACGGUCCAAAUGCCGAGAUUGAUGUGCGACGGCCCCUUGUUUCUUCAUUCGACUUGUUUCCAGAAGACGGCACUGCAGCUCAGAUAUCUCCCUGGCGACAUCCUCUGGAUCCGCGAACUUUACAGUCUUCACUUGGUCAGUCAGCUGAUGAGCGAAUUCUGGAAUUGUAUUCGCUUGGCAUGGUGUUGCUCUCCAUUGGUCUCUGGACAAAACUGGAGACCCUUUGGCCUGACCCAUCGUCCAUGGUCAUCCCAGGGUCAACGUUGGAGCGGUUGGCAACCCGGUGUGGAACUCUCUAUAUGAAAGCUGUUCAGGCCUGCUGGGACGCAGUUGACAAUCAGCUGAACGGGAAAGGCCGCGGUGAGGCCCUCUUAUCAAUGGUGCAAAUGCAGGCUAGCCGGUUUCUGGAGACUUGCUGCAUCUUGGAUGGUGUAAGUGGUCUGGAACAGCGCUUGAACCAGGAGCUUCGGGAAGUACCGUCUGCCCAGCAUCCUGCAGAGUUGAGCGAGGACGCCAAGUCUCCUGCGUGUUAUCCAGCGAAGAAGGAGCAAGACAACAGACGAUCCGAUUCAGCAUCCGAAACUGCAGACCAUGCAGAAUCGGCGGAAGCUGAUGCCGGAGGCAAACAGAAGAUGAAGCUUUAUCCUCAGGUAUCGCUAUCACCCGACAUUGUUGAUAAGUGGAAUACUAUCUUGAUGCCGCAGAUUGAUCAAGCCUUGCGACACUUUUAUCGGAAGCACUCCGAGUCUGUCGAGAUCUCGUUGGAGUCCGUUGGACCGAGUCCACAUGCAACACAGCCCACCGUGCUGGUGAUUUGCACAUCAGUUGGCAAAGUUCGGGCCAUCCUCAAGAAGCGGCUGGGCGAACUUUUUGAUGGCACGACAGGUUUCGGUCUUAAGGUGUGCCGCGGCCAUGUCCUUCGAUCUCGGCGCCACUCAAAGCCAGUUAUUCCAUCUAUGGCUCGAAAAAAUUCCAGCUCAAGCACAAAUGGUGGCGACCAGGCGAACGGGGAUGGCGAAGUCGCGGCGGUGAACCCGGCAUAUCAGGAGCGCCCAGGGAAUGGGGCUAGUAUUGGUGCUUGGAUUGGUGACCGACAUCUGCCUCCAGUGAGCUUUGGAGGUCUCAUCUUGGUGGAUGAUAAACCGUACGGCAUGACGGUUCACCAUAUGCUGGAUGAUCCAGACGGUGAUGCCAUCCAGAACGAAACCCUCCGCAGCAGCGCUGGACUUGAUGGCUACGGCUGGUAUGCCGAAUUCAUGGAGAGCAGCCAGGAUGGUGAUGACUUUGCCUACGAGCUGUCUGAUACUGAAUCAGAAGCAUACUCGGAAACGGACAUAACAAGCGACCAAAGUGAUGAUGAUGAGGAUGACGAGCAAGAGGGGACAAACAAGUUUGAGCCUGGAGACACUCCUGGCAUUGAACCAGGAUGUGGGGAAGGGUAUAUUAUUACGCAACCUGCUUUGGAUGAUGUUGAAGAAGGGUUUUAUCCUUGUGCUGAGACAGAAGACGAAGAUCACUUGGACACGUUUACUCUGGGAGAAAUGUAUGCUUCGAGUGGCAUCCGCCGCAAGCAGGCCCAUGGCCUGACUCACGAAGUGGACUGGGCUUUGUUCCAGUUUGCGGAUGGACGCCUUCCGAGCGACAACUUGAUUCCUCGAUUUGACGACGGAUGCCCAAACACCACGGCCGCCCAUGCCGGCUCUCGCAAAGAAGCCGGAAGCCUUCGGCCGACGAGCCUGGCCCCUUCAUCAACGCUGCCGGGGAUGGAGGUGCAGUGUUUGGCGCGCACUAGUGGAUUGCAAACGGGUCUUAUUCUGCCCACCUUGACAAGCGUCAAAAUCUACGGUCGGUGCUCACCAAGCCACGCAUACCAGGUUGCCCAUACACCAGUGACCAGAAGUGCCGGCAAUAAGACCCUGCACAACAUACCACUGGGCAUUCCCGGCGACAGCGGAGCAUGGGUAGUAAGUCGUCAAGACGGCCGAUUGUGCGGGCAUGUCCUGGCCUGGAGUCAGCGCAAGCGUGUUGCCUAUAUUAGCCCGAUGGAUGUUCUCUUGCUAGAUGUGGCUGCCACCCUGCACGCCUCUGAAGUUCGUCUACCAGGCGGAGAACCGGUGGUUUCAGUGCAAGAUGCCGACCAGGACCAAGACGUCGGGAAAGCCAAGAAGGAUGAAGAUUCGGAUGCCUCGGCCGAGGAUGAAGAGGAUGAAGCGGCGGAGAUGGCGGCGGAGAUGACGCCGGCAACCUGGCAGGUACAGGCUGAUAGCUCACGGGCAGCAGCAUACAUUCCAAGCUCGAGUAACCAGGAAUCACCGAAACCCUUGCGAUUCGAGACGUCGGGCGAGCUGCCCGGGCUGGCAGGUCGACUGAAAGAUGCAAAGAUUGGUCGCACGCCGAGGAUAGGAGUAAGCGGGUGA
Molecule: messenger RNA, 3549 nt
Organism: Ustilaginoidea virens
Lineage: Eukaryota; Fungi; Ascomycota; Sordariomycetes; Hypocreales; Clavicipitaceae
Exons: 2
Coding region: 1-3549 (1182 amino acids)
Source: RefSeq, a predicted model, not a curated record